GGUCUUUUAAACCUUCACGGCUACGCUCCGUCAUCAACAAUCUCAAAUUCAUGAUCUAAUUCAAACCCUAAUUUCGACCCCUUUUUGAGUCCAUCCAAUCGAAAACCUUAAAAUUUCGAUCUAUAAAUCUGUUAAUUUUUGAUUUCGUAUUCAUUUCCAAUACACUAAAUUUCAUGAUUAUAUCCUUAAUAUAGCUGCAGAGUUUACUGUAUCUGUUGUUGACUUAGGGUUUGGAAAUGGCGUUGUUGGAGGACAUCUUACAAUCGUUGGAGCUGUGGUUGAAGCUCAUCAAGACGCCACAGCCCUACGUGGACCCUAAUCUUGACCCUGUCCUCUUGGUGCCUGGUAUCGCCGGGUCGAUAAUGAAAGCCGUUGAUGACAACGGUGGAGAAGAGCGGGUUUGGGUUCGGAUUCUCGCCGCCGAUUACAAGUUCCGAACUAAACUUUGGUCUCGCUUUGAUCCUUCGACCGGUACAACCGUGACUUUGGAUCCCAAAAUUAAUAUUAUGGUCCCUGAAGAUAGAUAUGGGCUGCAUGCCAUUGAUAUCUUGGAUCCUGAUAUGGUAAUAGGACGUGAUUCUGUAAAUUAUUUCCAUGAUAUGAUAGUUGAAAUGAUCAAGUGGGGUUACCAAGAGGGGAAAACGCUUUUUGGGUUUGGAUAUGAUUUCCGCCAAAGCAACAGGUUUCAAGAAACACUGGAGCGCCUUGCUGCAAAACUGGAGGCUGUGUAUACUGCUUCAGGAGGCAAAAAGAUAAACAUAAUUAGUCAUUCAAUGGGGGGACUCCUGGUGAAAUGUUUCAUGUGCUUGCACAGUGACAUAUUUGAGAAAUAUGUGAAGAACUGGAUAGCGAUUGCUGCACCAUUUAGGGGUGCGCCUGGAUAUGUUACAUCUACCUUUUUGAAUGGAAUGUCAUUUGUGGAAGGGUGGGAGCAGAAUUUUUUCAUAUCAAAAUGGAGCAUGCACCAGCUGCUGAUUGAAUGUCCCUCCAUAUACGAGUUGAUGGCUUGUCCUGAUUUCCAUUGGCAACAUGAUCCUCUUUUAGAAUUCUGGAGAGAGAAGCAUGAUAGUGAUGGAAAGUCCAAAAUUGAGCUGGAGUCUUAUUCCACAGCAGAAAGUAUAUCAAUUUUUACGGAAGCGCUUUCAAGUAACACGGUUAAUUAUGAUGGGGUGGAUAUUCCUUUACCAUUUAACUUGGAGAUAUUGAAAUGGUCUAAUGAGACACGAAAAAUCUUGUCUUGUGCUAAGGUUCCACCUCAAGUUAAAUUCUACAAUAUUUAUGGGACGAACCUUGAGACACCUCAUAGUGUCUGCUAUGGUAGCGUGGAGGCACCUGUCACAGAUAUACAACAGUUGCCAUUUUCCCAGGCUAAAUACAUUUGCGUUGAUGGUGAUGGAACAGUCCCUAUGGAAUCUGCAAAGGCCGAUGGGCUCAAUGCAGUAGCAAGGGUUGGAGUUCCUGGUGAGCAUCGGGGAAUCCUGUGCGACCGCCAUGUAUUUCGGAUACUCAAGCACUGGUUAAAGGCAGAUCACGAUCCUUACUACAAUCCUCUAAAUGACUAUGUGAUCCUACCCACUUCAUUUGAAAUCGAAAGACACCAAGAAAAGGGGCUGCAAGUAACAUCAGUUAAAGAAGAAUGGGAAAUCAUUUCAGAAGAUCACGACGACAAGACUAAUAGAAAGCCUUUGGUGAGCUCUAUAACAGUUUCUCAUGUGGGAGACGACAACCAAUCUUCACCGGAAGAGGCCCAUGCCACAGUUGUCGUUUACCCCCAAAAUGAGGGUAAGCAGCAUGUUGAACUGAGUGCUGUGAGUGUCUCUGCAGGUAGUGCUUAAAAGUUGCUGGUUUGAAUUGUUGUAUCAUGAAAUGUGAAAGAAAGGGGGCUUUGCCGUGUAUUAGCUUGUGUGGUUGGAAAUAUUUCUGUACAUAUACGAGCUACGCAUGACAUUUGCCCUAGUUUGAUGUGUAAUUAAUAUAUUUAUAAAUAUAGUUGUACAGAGCAUUAAUAAAUAGUAAUAAAGAAAGCAUUUGUUAAA
Messenger RNA from Cornus florida, 2036 nucleotides. Its product is annotated as lecithin-cholesterol acyltransferase-like 4. Bases 237 to 1835 code for a protein of 532 amino acids. The record is from RefSeq and is a predicted model, not a curated record. Lineage: Eukaryota; Viridiplantae; Streptophyta; Magnoliopsida; Cornales; Cornaceae. Gene Ontology annotation, molecular function: glycerophospholipase activity. The transcript is spliced from 11 exons. Gene Ontology annotation, biological process: lipid metabolic process.